Messenger RNA from Argentina anserina (silverweed cinquefoil), 1094 nucleotides. RefSeq lists its product as uncharacterized. Gene Ontology annotation, molecular function: RNA binding. The record is from RefSeq and is a predicted model, not a curated record. The coding region runs from base 86 to 865 and encodes 259 amino acids. Gene Ontology annotation, cellular component: ribonucleoprotein complex. The transcript has 2 exons. Lineage: Eukaryota; Viridiplantae; Streptophyta; Magnoliopsida; Rosales; Rosaceae.
AGUCGCACAGCCCAAGUUGAGACUCGGCUGUUCUUCUUCUUCACUAACCCUCGCGACAGAGAAGGCGAUCCCAAUAUCAACCAACAUGUUCUACAGAGGUGAUGGCCGUGAAAUGGGAGCAAAGCGUCAGCGGCUUGACCACCGUCUUGAUCACCGAAUUGACCAGGGAUCUUCAUUCUAUGCAAAUUCCCCUGGUUCAAGUUAUCUGUUCAAUCCAACUCCCUCUGCAUUUGUUGGACAACCGCCACCUUUUCCUGUUGUCAAACUUCGUGGUCUACCAUUUGAUUGCACAGAAGCUGAUGUUGUUGAGUUCUUCCAUGGUCUUGACAUUGUUGAUAUUCUCUUCGUGCACAAGAAUAGCAAGGUCACAGGGGAAGCCUUUUGUGUUUUAGGAUAUCCUCUUCAGGUUGAUUUUGCCCUUCAAAGGAAUAGGCAGAACAUGGGCAGGAGAUAUGUUGAGGUGUUCAGAAGUAAGAGACAGGAAUAUUACAGGGCAAUAGCAAAUGAAGUUGCCGAUUCUCGUAGUGCUUCUCCUCGCAGAAACGCCCCAAGGGCUAAAUCAUACGAUGAAGGGAAGGACUCAGCAGAACAUUCAGGGGUAUUGCGGUUAAGGGGAUUGCCAUUUUCAGCUGGCAAGGAUGAUAUAAUAGAUUUUUUCAAGGAUUUUGUGUUGUCAGAGGACAAUAUUCAUUUCACAAUGAAUUCAGAAGGCAGGCCAACUGGGGAAGCAUUUGUGGAGUUUGCAAAUGCAGAAGAUUCCAAAGCUUCCAUGGCCAAGGAUAGGAUGACUCUUGGAAGUCGAUAUAUAGAGUUGUUCCCGUCAUCGCAUGAGGAGUUGGAUGAAGCAGUCUCAAAAGGACGGUGAUUCCUUAUUGAAUAAUUGCCUUCAUUGCUCUGCUGUACUUUUUAUGAUGUUCUACUUAAAAUAUCUGGAACUUUGAUGUUCUACUUAAAAUAUCUGGAACUUUGCUCAACUAUUGUCUGUAAGGUUUUCUAGUUCCUUGAAAUAGUUUCCCCUAUUUUGCUUGCUCGCUUUGCUUAUGUUGCUCUAAAUAUUGGUUGAAACAUAGCGUUUUACUGACGAGUAGUCCUCC